AUGGCUCCUGCCGACCGACAACCCACUUUGAACACUCCCAACUUCAACACUCCCUCGGACCCCGAACCCUCGAACGGAUCCAGAGACGACAAUGGUGAUUGGGAGAAGGCUUCUUCUACCACGAAUCUAGAACACGAUGCCACCCAGAUGACAGAGCCCGUCGGUCGAGCCGCGCCAGAAGCGAAAGUUGAACACGACUCUGAGCCUGAGCCGGAAACUUUUGACAAGAUUGAAAUCACCGAGGAAGACUGCUACAGUGAGCUAGGCUUCUCGUUUCCCUCAUGGAAAAAAUGGACCAUCCUUACCGUCAUCUUCCUCGUCCAACUCUCCAUGAACUUCAACACCAGUUUAUAUUCGAACGGCCUGGGUGGCAUCUCUAAAGAAUAUAAUGUCAGUGCUCAAGCUGCUCGGUGUGGCGCUAUGAUCUUUCUGGUUCUAUAUGCAUUUGGCUGUGAGCUCUGGGCUCCCUGGAGCGAGGAAAUUGGCCGAUGGCCGAUUCUACAGGCUUCCUUGACCCUGGUCAACAUUUGGCAGCUCCCCGUGGCUUUAGCACCCAAUUUUGCAUCUCUCAUGGUCGGAAGAGCUCUUGGUGGGCUGAGUUCUGCUGGAGGCUCCGUCACGCUAGGAAUGAUCGCGGACAUGUGGGAAUCAGAUGGACAACAAUACGCCGUUGCCUAUGUUGUGUUCUCGUCCGUCUUCGGCUCGGUCCUAGGCCCGAUCGUCGGUGGCUUCGUGGAACAGUAUCUCGCCUGGAGAUGGACCAUCUGGAUCCAACUCAUCUUCGGCGGAUUUGUACAAAUAUGCCAUUUCUUCCUCGUCCCAGAGACUCGUUCCACCAUUCUCAUGGACAGAAUAGCAAAGAAGAGACGCAAGGCUACUGGUGAGAAUAUCUGGGGCCCCAACGAGCUCGAGCCAUUCCGCGACCGCUUCUCUGUCAAAGAAAUCCUCAUAACAUGGAUCAGACCCUUCAAGAUGUUUCUCACGGAGCCAAUCGUCCUGACGCUCUCACUUCUCAGCGGGUUCAGUGAUGCCCUCAUCUUCAUGUUUAUCCAGUCAUUCUCUUUGGUGUACGCGCAAUGGAACUUUGCCACGUUUGCAGUCGGGCUGGCCUUUAUCCCACUGGGUAUCGGCUACGGCCUGGCCUGGCUUUCAUUCAUCCCUGCAAUUAGGCGGAAUAUCCACGAGAGAAGGUCCAAGCCGGGCGAUGAGAAGGCUCAAUAUGAAUCACGAUUGUGGUGGCUGCUCUGGACCGCCCCGGCCCUUCCCAUUGGCCUAUUCGGGUUUGCCUGGACUAUUCAAGGGCCACCGAUCCACUGGAUCGGCUCGAUGGUGUUUGCGAGCCUUGUCGGCAUUGCAAAUUAUGCAAUCUACAUGGCAACUAUCGACUACAUGAUCUGCGCCUACGGUCCGUACUCUGCCUCUGCUACAGGAGGUAAUGGCUGGUCCAGAGAUUUCCUGGCUGGUGUCCUCACGAUUCCUGCCACACCGUUCAUGGAGAACAUCGGUGGUCGCUAUCAUCUCAACUACGCCGUGACCAUUCUCGCCUGCAUUGCCACCAUCCUCGUGGUCGCUGUUUACGUCAUUUACUGGUAUGGGCCAGCUCUUCGCCAGCGUUCGCCGUUCGCCCAGUCUCUGGCAAAUGCUCGCGCCGACAACCAGAAUCGACGUAUAUCCUAUCUCCCAUCCGUCUCUGGCACCUCUGAUUCCCGGAGAAUGUCGCGGACUAGUACAAAUGCCUCGCGCUCGCUGAACUCUCGAAGACAAAGUCAAGUGGAGUUUCGCAGGCAGAGCAUGCCCAGGAUGGGCUCUGGCAUGGUUAGAUGA
This is a messenger RNA of Capronia epimyces CBS 606.96, 1824 nucleotides long. RefSeq lists its product as uncharacterized. The record is from RefSeq and is a predicted model, not a curated record. The coding region runs from base 1 to 1824 and encodes 607 amino acids. The transcript is spliced from 3 exons. Gene Ontology annotation, molecular function: transmembrane transporter activity. Gene Ontology annotation, biological process: transmembrane transport. NCBI's taxonomy places the organism in Eukaryota, Fungi, Ascomycota, Eurotiomycetes, Chaetothyriales, Herpotrichiellaceae.